Aspergillus pseudoviridinutans is the source of this 849-nucleotide messenger RNA. RefSeq lists its product as uncharacterized. The coding region runs from base 1 to 849 and encodes 282 amino acids. The record is from RefSeq and is a predicted model, not a curated record. The transcript has 3 exons. NCBI's taxonomy places the organism in Eukaryota, Fungi, Ascomycota, Eurotiomycetes, Eurotiales, Aspergillaceae.
AUGUCGGAAUUCCAGAGGUCUCCCAGCAUGUAUCACGCAUCCACUGCCCUGGGUGCACUUGAUCUGAGCAGGAAGGCGCUGCUGACUAUACCUCUGGAGAGGAGAGAUGCGGCUGUGGGAGCAUUAACCGCCUACCACACCUCGAUCGGCCAAUUGAAGACGGAGAUUGUAAGCAACAGCGUGCCACGAGACGUCAGUUUAUGGACUACGUUUUUCUUGGGGCUGUUCGAACUGAUGCAUGAUAUGACUGGAGAAGGCUGGGUGAAGCAUUUUCUGUACGGCACGUCCAAUAUGCUCCAGCUUCGUGGUCCAGAAGCCCAUAUAUCUGGCUCCGGGCGGUCAUUUUUCCUCACAGUGCGAGUCUUUGAGAUUUGUCGCGCUCUCAUUUACACUGAACCUACUUUUCUCUGCCGGCCGGAAUGGAUGUCACUCACAACUAAGAUCUGGAACGAGGAUCUCAACAACGACUGGCACCCAAAGGAACCAUUGUUUGAUCUGAUGAUCACGUGUUCUUCGAUAAGUCACCGGGUAUGGGGUAUGCUCAAACCGGGCUCCGAUUAUCCGAGCAUGAUCCUUCACGAGGCCCUUCUUGAGCUUGCCGCUGAAGGCUUCGUUGUUCGGUCAGCUCUUGGUGAUUGGUAUGCGGCCUUCCAAAAGUGGUCGGCGGAUACUGGUACGCCCGCACAUAAUCCCCAGUCCGUUCUCGCAACAAUAUAUUUUCACAGCAUCUCCAUCUACCUGUCUGGAAUCUUCGACUACCGCGCUCAAUUCGACGAAAUACCCGCACCCACAAUCUCACGGGCUGUUGUUCAGAAACACGUCGAUGCGAUUCUGCGGAGAUCACUUUGA